Drosophila obscura is the source of this 1212-nucleotide messenger RNA. RefSeq lists its product as uncharacterized. The record is from RefSeq and is a predicted model, not a curated record. NCBI's taxonomy places the organism in Eukaryota, Metazoa, Arthropoda, Insecta, Diptera, Drosophilidae. The transcript has a single exon. The coding region runs from base 4 to 1161 and encodes 385 amino acids.
AGAAUGUUUGGUCUGCUGGUGCGUUUCCUCUGGCCUCUGGCCCUGCUGCAGUGCAUCAAUGCCCGAGUGGCCCUGAUGCCAAAGUUCUAUGGCCAGGAUAGUGCAGUCAUAGUGGAUGCGGGAAGAAAGUUGCCCUCGAAACUGGACUCCAAGCUGCAGAAUGCUUUGUACUACAAUUUCCCUGUCUACAAGCUGAUCAAGCCAGGUGUUCAAGCCACAUCGACCACAACGUUUGCUCCUGUUCCAACCAAUACAGAGUACCCGAGUGAUUUGCUCGAGAUUGCCCGAACUAAGCUGGGCCUGAAGGUGCUGCCGAGCAUAAGCGAGCUCGGACAGUUGAUUGGCACGCGCAGCAACAGUGAAACCAUCGACUACAUCCGUUCGCUGACCUCCAAUGAAGGGGGUAUUGCCUUGAUGAAGGAGUACCUGGAGACGCUGGACUAUGAGCUAUCCGAAGAUGUGCCGGACAGUGUGGAUGAUGAUGACGACGCAGGCGAUGAUGACAACGCCAUGGACAAUGCAGAUGUCGAAGCAGACUUUGAUGAGCGGCCAAGGCUGGAGACGUCGAGCAGUGCCACCACAACCACCAAAACACCCGAGAUGCAGGGCAGCCUUCUCCAACGCUUCGGCGACUUUAUGAAGCAGUACAGCCUCUGGUCGGAGACCACCACCACGACCACAAGGAAACCCAUGCCUGCUGCCAUGUCGUUCAAGCCCGUGUUUGUGGCGCCAACAGGCGUGGCCCGUAUGCGUCCGCUUCUUGUGCGUCAGCCCCUACCCUAUCACUAUCCCAUUCCACUGCGACCUGUGAUGCUGCCUGCGAAGCCAACUGAAGUGACCAGCACGACGGCGGCACCCAGGCCAGACAAGGUGCCGCACUUGAACACGCCCAAGCACAUAGAGGCCGAGAUGCAAUCUCCUCCUGUGGCCCCACAUGUGCAGCAACUGGCUGAAAUGGCGAACAUCUCCCCCCAGGUCCUGGAUCGCUUCCUGCAGCAACAGCCCAAACUUGCGCAGUUGGCCAAGCGGGUGAGCUCGCUGGGCCUUAGUCAGGACCAGACGCGAGCAAUGGACUCCCAGAUCUUCAUGGCCGUCAAGCGGGCCCUGUCCCAAAACGAGGAGCUGAAGCGCCUGCUCGAAUCGGCCCAGACAUUAAAAUAGGGCUCACGUGUACAUUAGUUUAAGGCUAUCAUUAAAGAAAAUAAAAUCUUC